This is a messenger RNA of Pantherophis guttatus, 1906 nucleotides long. It is a transcript of the gene NOP16, whose product is annotated as NOP16 nucleolar protein. Gene Ontology annotation, cellular component: nucleolus. The record is from RefSeq and is a predicted model, not a curated record. NCBI's taxonomy places the organism in Eukaryota, Metazoa, Chordata, Lepidosauria, Squamata, Colubridae. Gene Ontology annotation, biological process: ribosomal large subunit biogenesis.
AUUGCGACCAUCGGCCCGACGGAUGCUUUUCCUGCGACCGUAGGGCUGGUAGUGGGGAAGCGCGUGCUCCUUUUUCCAAGUUCGGUCUCGAGAAGCCCGCCGCGAUGCCGAAAGCCAAGCAGAAGCAGCGUCGGAAGAAGUAUAAUUACAACGUCGACCGCAAAAAACUGAACCGGGCUUUCCGCAAACGGUCGGCGCCCCGGAUACAGUGUGCUCAAAUCCGACAUGCUUGGGAUAGCACCAAAUCAGCUUCUAAGAAUUUGGCAGAAAUGGGCCUGGCUGUUGAUCCAAACAAGGCAAUUCCCAUUCCAAAGGAUACAAAAAUGGAACUUGAUGGACAAGAGGCAGGGACAACUGUUAGGAAGCCAUAUGUAAUAAAUGAAUUAGAAUAUGAAGCCAGCUUCCCAGAGGAAAAAUCUGAGACCCUCUCCAGAGAUCUUAUUGACUACGUCAAACACAUGAUUCAGAAUCAUGGUGAAAAUUAUAAGGCUAUGGCUCGUGAUGAGAAGAACUAUUACCAGGAUACACCAAAACAAAUAAAGAGGAAGAUCAAUGUGUAUAAACGCUUCUAUCCCGAGGAGUACCAAAUAUUCAUUGCAUCUUUACGGCCAGAAAAAAUGGAGCAAUAAUUAUGAGGAGGAAAAGAUGCUGAAACAUUAUUUCAUUUGCAUGGAUUUAAGUGACUGAGAUUGAAAAACUGAUACUUGAAUUACAUAAAAUAUUGCCUUCUAAAGAGAAAUAAGAAAAUACAGGUGGAACUUUGAUUCUCCAAAAUUCUGCAGAAAUUUUAAGUCAGCUUUCAGGUUCAUUUAUUUCACUGAAGGUUCUUCAAGGCAAAAUAGCUCUUAGUGACAAAAAUAUUUUUGCCUUGAAGAGACCUUGGUUGACAUAUGACUUCUCUAAACCUAGUGUCAAUAAUAGACCAUAUUGAAAAAAUAUUUUAGUUACAAGAGCAGAGGUUAAUUGUACACCGACUUGUCCACUUCUUGUGCAUUUUGGAAAGACAGCACAAUAGUAGUAGCCUCAAAUAGUAGUUUCCUUUCUCAGAAAUAAGAUGUGGACAUCAAGAUUAAAACCUCAAAACUAGUGCAUUUGGGCCAGAAAGAGCUAUCUCUACUCUCCAAUAAGAGACUAUCCCAGAGAGAUGCUAACUCACUCAAUGAGCAUUAGUCCAUAUUUAUGAGAGGGAAGAAGCCACCACUCUGCUGAUGGCAAUGUUGGAAUGAGGGUUCCUAAUGUGAGGUACAUUAUGGAUUGUCUUGUCAAGCCAUCUUUCCUUACCUAUUUUAAAAGUAGAAGCCGCAUUGGUUCUUUUUCUCUGAAGACUGAAACUGCAGUUGUACAUUGUCAUGCAGCUACUACAGGAAUUUGCAAUUGAUGAAGUCUGAAUUCUGUAGAGGAACUGGUGUAGCUCUACAAGUGUUGAAGCACCUGGAAAACACGGGACUAAAAAGCUGUCUAAUCCCACGUAGAGUCUGAUGAAAAUGACCAUUAGCAAUAAUUGUCCUGAUUUGUACGCAGGAUUCCUCAAGUGGUGAAGAGCAGAGUCACAUCUUACAUCACAAGAUUUAUUGAUAAAAAGUACAAAGCAUUUGUUAGCAAUUGCCUGUGGCAUAUACGGCUAAAAUGUAUUAUCCAGGUUUCCUAUAUUCUCAAUAGGAUAAGGGGGGAGGGGUUGGUUAAAACAUAAAUUGUGCAAAAGCAGCUUAGUCCAAACAAAAAUCCUGAUCUGCCAAGAGAAGAGGGAGCAAUGGAGAGCAAUGUUAUAUGCAUCAUUUUCCUAUUUAAGAAACAGCAUCAUUCCUACUUUUAACAUCAUAAGAGCUGUAGAGAGAAAUUGCCUAAAGAUGGGAUUGGCUUCCUGCACAUGUAGAAUUAUGCUUUAAUACAGAGAUGAGACAAAUGA